CACGGUCUCACGAGUGGAUGAGUGUACGACAACACAAGACACUGAAUCAAUCCAUCCAUCCAUUGACUGACACCACACAUCCACUGAAUCAGCACAGGCAGGCAGGCAGGCAGGCAGGCAUGCAGCAGGCCACACAUCACAGACACUUGUCAGGUAGACCCGAUUGACCUACCUACGCUGACACAGUACCGUACUAGAAAUGCAAUAGGCACACAAUGGCCUCACAAUCGAGACAGAGAGGAAGACGAACGUGGAUAAAAGUGCCGACGACAGACAGACAGACAGACAGACAGACAGAGAUGCGCCCCACUCAGUCACUGCUGCACACCACCUGCAGCACCUCGUUCUCGUCAGCCAUAAACUCAUAUGACCCACUCAGUUCUGUCUCCCCCGUGCAGCCCUCAGGCACAUCGUUGCUGUCGGUGGCUUGAAGGCAGCUACAGAUGUCGGCAUCACGCCCAGUACACGCCAGGUCGUGAAUUGACUCAAUUAAAAUGCGGCAAAAACUACCGCGGUCAGCCCCACGAGCACCGCAAUGGCAAUCUGCGUGCGGCUGGCGCUUGCACGCAGCACCUCAAUCUCGUCACCCAUGAACUCCAGCGACCCGCCAAACAGAGCAUCGCCAUCCUCAUCCCUCUCUCCAAUGUAGCCCUCGGGCAGAUCGUCGCUGACGAUGGCCUCGUGGUAGCAGCUGCGGAUGUCGGCAGCAGGCUGGUGACUGCCGCCGCUGCCACCCCAGCCCAAAUGCAGCGCCGCACCGAUAUUCACAUUCUCACAGCACACAUCUGCCCCCCUCACCGCCACAGUCACAAACGUCUCAUUUGAGUCGAGGUCCAUCUUGGUCGGUGUGGGGAAGUGGCCCGCCAACGAGAACCGCCACACAUCACACAUGUAGUUGAGGGUGCCUGUCUUGUUUACAUCGGUGAACUUUCGGGUGUGGUCGUCGGGCUGCAGCAGACCGCCACCGAUAUAAUAGCCGAACACAUACUCGUCCUUUUUGAUCACCAACACCAGAGGCAGUGCGUUGCCCACUCGGUCCAGCAGGUUGCCAUAUUCAGUGCCGUGCACAGAUGUCCUACACACAUGCACACACACACACACACACAGACGGUGAAGGAUCUUCCAGCCAUUGUUGACAUGGCAUGAUGUGUGUGUACCGGUAGAGGGAGAUGAGUUCUGUGGUGUCAUUGACCAGCAGGCCAAGCAGCGCAUCAUACUCCGACGCUGACAGCGAUGUGCCGUUCGGCAGGUCACUCUGCACACGACGCAGAUGCACCUGAAACACACGAGUCAGUCAGUCAGUCACGCCACACCAAAACAUUUAUGUCUGUGAAUGAAUGAAUGAAUGAAUGGGUGACUGACUCGUGGAUGUGCUCAUACCUGUUGUGCCUCAGCAGACGUCCAUGCCACAGAGAGAAUCAACAGGUAAACCACUGCCCGAAUCGCCAUGACCUGGAGCCAACAGAGUGUUCUUAUUGAGUUCUGUCGAUCAGCAAAGGCAGCCAGAUGAACAAAGGUGAGCUCCAGAAGAAGACACAGAGGAGAGGGAGACAGGGAAGGGGAGAGGAGGGGAGCUCUCUAUCGGGGCCUGUUGAUCGGAGCUGCCGCUUCCGAGAUUUCUGUGUGCAACCUCAUCGGGGAGCCAGCCCCCUUCAUUUGCCGCCUCUCAUCUGUCGUCUCCUUUUCUCCCGG
This is a messenger RNA of Vitrella brassicaformis, 1692 nucleotides long. The record is from the annotation of a GenBank genome assembly. NCBI's taxonomy places the organism in Eukaryota, Vitrellaceae.